This is a messenger RNA of Hemibagrus wyckioides, 3031 nucleotides long. It is a transcript of the gene atp6ap1b, whose product is annotated as ATPase H+ transporting accessory protein 1b. The coding region runs from base 33 to 1406 and encodes 457 amino acids. The record is from RefSeq and is a predicted model, not a curated record. Gene Ontology annotation, cellular component: proton-transporting V-type ATPase complex. NCBI's taxonomy places the organism in Eukaryota, Metazoa, Chordata, Actinopteri, Siluriformes, Bagridae. The transcript has 10 exons.
GGAUUGAAGCUUUCACGUGACUUGAUGUGAGGAUGGCGGAAGUUAGUAGUCGGUCUGGAUGUGCCUCAGCUAUGGCGAAGUUUUCAGUUUUGUUUGUAUUUUCUUUAUUAUGUACCUGCAGAGCACAAGUGCCUUUAAUCAUGUGGACCAGUGAUGGGUACACUUUGCCAACCCCGCUUGAACCAUCAGCUGGCGAGAUUGUCUCAGGUGCGAAGUUGGCGUCCUAUCUAAAAUCAGCCUGGCCGACUUCGCCAAGGAAUGUGCUGCUGUUUUUACAGGACGAGUUAAGCAUGGAUGAUUUCACAGCAUAUGGUGGUGUGUACGGCAACAAGGAAGACAGCGCCUUCGUAAACUUGGAGUCUGCAUUGCAGGCGUCCACUCCCAUGGUGUUGCCAGCUCUGGCCUGGACUGCAGCCGACUCGGUGGAGAAAAUCUUCCAGCAAGAGCUUGCCGUUCCAGCACUCAACAUUGCUCCGUCUGAACUCAGCCAGCUUCAGCUGAACACAGACCAGCCUUCGCUACUGGUCAUCAGGCUCCCAUACACCGCUGGGGCCCACUCAAAAGAGCUUCUUAGGAAAAAUGAUGAGACCAUUGGCUAUGUCCUGAAUACACUGCGAGAUCAGAGUGCGCCUUACACCGCUGUUUACACCGGCCUGAGACCUUCUCAUGUGAUUCAGGACACAUCCAUGUCUUGGGAAUUAGCAGGACGCUCGCUGCUGCAGGCGCCACCAGAACAGGCUGUGAAACCUCCACUGACUUUCAACGAUACUAAAGGAAAGCCUUGUAUCCUACUCUGGGCCAAUCAACUAAACGUUGGCUACGACAGGGGACAAUUUUUUGAUUUGGGCUCUCUUACUUUCAAUGGCUCAGUCUCUCUGAAUGGUUCUUUCUGUAAUGGAACCUUAUCCAAACUUGUCCUGAAUUACCAAAAUGUCCUGAAUUUUAAAUCCUUCCAGGUUAUCUUCUUCAUGCACAAGAUCUUCUUCCCCGUGUCGGCUCGUGACUGGUCGGUCAUGGAGCAGGUGCAACUGAACUAUGACGGUCAGACGGCCAUCUUCAACGCUAGCCGUGGAAUCUAUUCUCCUGCUGAGUAUUCCUUCCACUGUCAGAAAGUGAGCAAUGCUCAGAGCCCACUACUGGUGCCACGCGUUGUGACCGACAACGCCACCCGCUGGAGAGUCCUCUUCACUGACUUCCAGAUACAGGGCUUCAACGUGACUGGAAAUUUCUCGUAUGCCAGCGACUGUGCCAGCUUCUUCACGCCGGCAAUCUGGAUGGGGCUGGUCACGUCUCUGCUCAUGGUUUUAAUCCUCACCUACGGCCUGCACAUGCUUAUGCAGCUGAGCACCAUGGACCGCUUCGACGAUCCUAAAGGCCCGAGCAUUUCAGUGCCUCAGACCGAGUAAUUCGAAGCCAAAGUUUGCCUUCCGGGUUUCGUUUUGAUUUUGCUGACCUCGAUUAGAAACCUGUUUUCAUUCCAGAAGUUCCACGUUUUUAGCGCUCGCUCACUGUGCAAGGUGUUGAUCCUGUUAUCAGCACUACAGCCUUGUGCUGUUUCAGGUACAGUUUAUGGUUUUGCUGACACUUAUUUCACAAAAAUGUCAUUUCCCUUUUAUUCUGAAGCAACAGUACUUCUUAAGUAUUCAUUGUACAACUAGUGCACAUGCACGCACACACAAUCAGCUGUUUUCUCAAUUAUCUUCGAUUGCCUUUGACACUGAAUGUGUUCCACAAUGAUAAACCUGUUGUGUAUUUGAUGGAGAUGUAGUACUUGCCAAAAUGCCAUAUGCCAAACGUACAACUGAAGAGCCUUUGAACAGUUAUGUAUUUUUUAAUUUAAUUUUUUCUUUACACAAAAGUGUCCUUUUAAUACCAAAGCCUGGCGUUUAGUCAUUAAUAUCUAUGACAGCUAACAGACUAUUAACAGCUGUUCUGUAAUGCUAAAGCUUCCCUAAAUCUCUCACCUUCUCACACAUCCCUAUAGUUAUAGCAGGAGUGUGCAUUUAUAGGAAGAUAAACAAAUGUGGGAUGCGUUACACAUAUAAUGGUUUGGUUACUUAUUUAAUGGCAUGUCACAAAAUAUUUUAUUCCUCUUGUUCCACAGCGGUUUGUUAAUGCAAAUCAUUUUUAUUAAAAUACAGCACCCCCCCCCCCCCCCCCCAAUGUUACUAAGGCAUAUGGUUCACCUCAAGCGCUCCAUCCUGAACACUUUCUACAGAGCACUGACACUGGAGACUCCUUCCAGAGCAGCUAAAUAAAUAUCUCCUUGUCCUCUAUAGAAACAAUAAUUUGUUCAUUAACGUAAGCCUGUGAUUUGCCUUGCAGCCAUACUACUGACCACUCAGAUUAGAGAAAUCAACAAUGCUGUGGACUACACCGCAAUGUUCAAUAAUACUUUAAAGUGGAGAGAUAAAUUUAUAGUCUCUAUAUUAAAAGUAUUUCAGGCCCUCAAAACUCCCCCCACAUUCCUGAUUUUAAGCAAAUCUGACCACCACAUGUCUUUUGCCACUCACUUGUGGUUAAUAGAGGUUUAAAUGCCAAGAGGAAAGAACUGUUGCCCCAAAUGUUUACAGAUUUGUUCUUUACUGUUAAAAAGCUGUCCAGUGCUAAGGUUACUAGCAAACAUUACUGUCAUUUAAAAAAAAAAGUCUAUACAGUUUAUACAUUAUAGUAAUGAAUUCAAUUUGUAAAACGCUAUAGCUUCUGGAUUUCAUUUUCUUAAAAUUAAAAUCUUAAUCACAUUUAAGUGUAAGAAAAUGACUAAGUUGAAGUUGUAUAAAUCAUGAAUUGAUUUCAUUACAAUACCAUAUAAAACGAUUACAUUUUCUUUUGUUUUCAUUGUAUAAAGAGUUCUUGCUUAAGAAUAUUCUCUUGGUAACCCUUGUUACCUCAUCUCUGUUUAAUAACUGUGGGAUGUAUAAUUUAAUGAACACUUGGCAAUAAUUUAAAGCUUGUAUGUAUAUUUGUGCCAUUUGAAGUGCUACAUGGUCAAAAGAAGUAUGCUGAUGAAAUAAAUCUAUUUAUAAAUGAA